Pocillopora meandrina is the source of this 11263-nucleotide messenger RNA. NCBI's taxonomy places the organism in Eukaryota, Metazoa, Cnidaria, Anthozoa, Scleractinia, Pocilloporidae. The record is from the annotation of a GenBank genome assembly.
AAGUAGUUACCACUUAUCAUACCAAGAAGAAAAUGGCGGUAAAUUCAAGGAGAGAUUCGAAGAGAAGUGAAUUUCCUUUACCUCAAUUUGAGGAAACUUUUCCAAUUGUGUUCCAGUGUAAAAAUUGUAAUAAUAUACUCGGCGAUUCUUGCGCAUGGGUUUCUUCUGACCGAGAUCUUGAGAUGAUCUGCAUAAACAGUAAGUGGUUUCUAUGUUAACGUUAUUAGCAUUAUUCUUAUUUCCUUCAUGAUAUUAUUGUGGUUGUCUUGUGAACUCUUAUCAAAGGAAGCUCUUUGAAUUCCUAGAGAUUUACAAAUGAGUAUAAUUUUUUUUGAAAUAAUACUUCUUUUGUGACGAGAAUCAAGUUGUUAACUUCAUUAAUUCCUGCAAGGCAGAAGGUCACACUCGUUGAGGAAUAGACUGCAGUUUCUAUCGGUUUCCAAGGAUAUUAUGAAAUAACUGAGAGACUACGAGCACCCUGAUUGGUCAAAAACGUAUCGUUUAUUGCACCGGUAAACCCAUAGAAAAUUUAAAGAUUCUUUUUAAAGUAACAGAGCGCACUUUAUACGUUUAGCGGCGUAAUAAUUCACUUGAGAUUGGUGGGGAACGGGGGAACAGGAGCCCGAGAGAUCAGGGGGGAGAGAGUGGGAAACGGAAUUUAUAUGAGGAACGGGAGCGGGAGCGUGAGCGUGAGCAGAAAUUAAAAUGGCACUUGAUUGCUAUUUAUCACUAAUUAUCAUCCAGCCAAAAACCAGUACCUAGCAAAGUUCUUCUAUUUAAUGUCCACCAAGGCUUAAAAUAAAACUUUAUAAUCAAGAAAUACCGUGGAAGUAACUUUUUCUCAUGCUGAAAAAAAAAGCAAAUACCAGUGAAAGUGGAUACCUAUCAAAGUCGGUUAUGUGAUAGGUCAUUAAUAAAGUUAGGGGGUGGUAAGUUUCCAAAGAAACUGUGGUACUGUGUCGGUGGGAGAGUACAACAGGUAAUUUAGUGUUAACAACUGGGUUGAAAAUGUAAAUUGACCACCAUAAAGAGUUUAAAGGUUAACGUUUCGAGUGCUAGCCCUUUGUCACAGCAAUUGACAAAGGGCUAAAAUAUCAGCCUUUAAACUCUUUAUGGUGGUCAUUUUACAUUUUCAAAUUGGCUGUUAACAUUAAAUCACCCAUUAAUGAAGCUGUUAUUGUGGUGCUUGCUGUAUCAGUCAAAAUUCUCUGAUGAUUAAAGCAAGUCAGGUCAAAUGUCACCAGGGGCUAUGUUGAUCAGCCUUGGUAUUUUUUGGUGCAGCAAUGAAAACCAUGGAAGACUUCAUUUCUGCAAAUGUCUCAGUUUGUUAAAAUCAGACAGUCACAUAGCUGCAUAAUGGCAUUGUAUGAAUGUAUGUACAACUCUCUGCUGCUAGAUGAGGUUUAAUUUAAUAACACUGUACCUUAACAAUAACACUAGAGAUAAGGAAAAUAAACAACAUACAGUUACUAAUGCAUUUUCCUUCAUAUUCAUUUACUGAAAAUGCCCUGCAAAAAAUGUAGGAAAUGGCAUUCCUAGACCCUAAAUUUGAAAAUUUUCUGGGGGAACAUGCCCUCAGACCCCCUUAGUUUGGAGCCCCUAUGCCACUCAAUAUUUUCUACUUAUCUGUACACCUUAAAAAUCUCACCCAAUGCCCCUGGUUCUAAAGAAGACUUCAACUUCUUAAAAAAUCUGAACAAUGACCAGCCAAACAAUGAUAUAUACAAUGAUGUUCUACCAGUACUUAAACUUAACCCUCAAAACAAUAUCAGUUUAACAAUUCUUUGGCAGAAUUAUGUUAAUGGUAUAGUUAGUAAUUUCAUUUGUCAAUACAUACAAGCAUUUUGUGCUUUAUUAUUUAUUAUUAUUAUAAUAUUAUUCAACUACCAUAGAGGUCAAGUUGGGUAUUCCGAUGUAAACAUGCUAAAAGCACAUUUAAUGUUCAAAUGAAAAAAGAUGAAACUCUUAUGUUAAUCAUUAAAUAAAGGCAGCUCAAGAAUGAUGGUUAAAAGGGUUCAAGGUCUAUAGGAUUUCAAUUAACAGGAAGGCAAUACUGAAUCUCAAAGAAUCUGAUGUGGUGACUGGUAAACUAGACUCUUUGUUUUAACCUUGUUUCUGACAUAUCACAACAAAUCACAAUGCCUUAUAACAACAGCAGUUACAUGAACAUUUUGUUGUUUUCUGUAGUUUCUUUUAUCACUAAAGUGCUGAGCAGCCUUGUAUUAUUUUACUGAAGGCCUCAGGGUCUGGGCACAAACCAAUGUAAUAUCAAAGUUCCAUAUGCUUGUUUCUCCUAAUAAAAUUCACCCUUUUUCUUGUUGACUUCACAAAGUUAAUGGGAAAUUAACUCAGGGAAUGUGCAUGAAGGAGAGUUUAGGUCUUACAGCAAUAUAUGCCUAAAGAAUGAACUUUCCUGUAGACAUUUUCCAAAUCAAAUAGAUGCACAUAGUAAAUUUACCAUCAUGCAUAGUAUUCUGAAUGUUUUUUGUUUGUUUGUUUGUUUUUUCUUUCAUUUAGAAGUAACACCAUUUAUAUGUUCAGGGGAAUGCUUGGAGACUUCAACCACAGAAAGUGAUAUAGGCAGGUAUGCUCUAUGUUUAAUAAAAUUAUAAUCAUGACAGUUCUUCAAACAUCAAAGUAGCUAUCAAAAAUCACCAUCAAAGAUUCUGAGCAUGUGGAAAGCAACAUGUUGAGUGGCUAUGUAACUCAAUUUCUUGCCUGAGCCAAUAAAGGCUCAUUUCUAUCACUGUGAGAACUUAAAAUUCAAAUUAAGAAUGGAUUAAAGAGAAUCUUUGGUAUUUGUCUCCCAAUAAUUCACUUAUGAUGUGGUUCACUUUGAUUCGACUGCAAUUACUGCUAGUCUUUAUCAGGACAUGAAGUUGACUGGAUAUGAGUCACCAUAUGAUUGUGAUCAGUUGGUUUUCAACAGUUGUGAUUGCUGAUCUCUCAACAGUAAACUGUUGCAUACCUCUCCUGUUGCCAUGUUUCUUGAGUAUUGGCAUUCAGCCUUCAGGGAUUUCUAAUCUAUGCUAUCUGUUGAACGAGUGUGGGUUGUCUAAUUUUACCAAUAUAAAUUUUGCUGCAUUCACAGUGAAUCCUUUAAAACAUGCCAUCUGGUUUAGCCAGAUCAGAAGUUUCUUCCAGCCAUACAGAAGUGUGAGUGCAGCUUAACUUCCCAACUUAAAACAGCCUGUACGGUUGUUGUUUUGUAGUGCUGGAUAGACUAAUGACACGAGUAAAACUUCAUUGGUCAGUUUCCUAAUCAAAACAAGAAGGUUAACUAGUGGAGAGUCUUGCCACAUCUACUUACCAUUGUCUUCUCAGAAGAUCAAUAGGGAAGCCAAUGCCUUGGUUUAGCUUCUCAGUUGGUCUUGAAAUAAGAGGAUAGUGGUCCACUCAAGAAUACAGAAUACUAUUUGGCUUUUCUAUCAAUACCCCUGGAGGGGACCCUAAUGAGAUUCACAUGGCUGAGCUGUUAUCAAUCUACAUAUAAAGACUCUCUUUUUCACUCUCUCUUCAGUACCUAAGUUUCUUCAAGUUGUACCCCUACCUUCCUCUAGUCAGAAUACUAAAAGUGUAAAAUGUAACUUUCUUGAUUCCUCAAUAAUUCAUGUAACAUAAUCCUUGCUGGUGGAAAGAAGAUAUAAAAUUGCUAUUUUGACCUCAUUUUCAGCUUCCAAGGAGCUACUUUAAAACUGAUAACUAUAUUGCCUCCAAAAUUUACUAAUGCCAAAAAUUCCUGUAUAAAUCCUUUAUUUAGACUGCCUUGUUUUAUGGCUAUUUUCAAGCAAUUAUGUUACUCUUUGGAAUCUCCAAAUGCAAUUAAAAGUCACUUCUUGUAUGAUAUAGCCACUUGUCAAUAGCAGAGAGAAAACUAUGUGGUUUCUGGAGUAUACUUCUCCUUUAAAUAUCUACUUGUUACCUUACCUUUUUUUUCCCCUCAUUUAUCACAUAAACUUUCAGUGAAGGUUUAUGAGAUGUAAAUGAGAGAAAAAAAAGGUAAGGUAGCAAGUCAGCCACUGCCUUAUCACACCAUCUAGUAGUAACAAUUGUCUUAAAUUCUUGUGCUUAUUGUGAUUCUUUGAGAUUCCCACUUCUAGAAAACAGGCAAUUUUGUUUUGCUGACAAAUAUUGCUUCCUUAAGCUUUAUACACUCUAACAUUACAAUACUUAUUCUCCCUACUAUUCCCCAUACCUUUCCAAAAGUACUGACUGGAAGAAUUUGUUUAACAAUCAAGAGCUGAGCAGUUGUAGAUCAUUUGCUUUAAUCUCUUGACCUUAAUAUUUGAUUGAUGGGUUAUAUGAGGAGAAAUUACAUGCUAGACACUCUUAAGGGUUAAAGGUUGAUCAAUUUUACUAAUAAUUGGUGUGCUUAAAUCUUCUAGCACAUUUAUCCCUUUACACUGUAAGUCCUGCAGUUCACCUAUUGGUCGCAUCUACCAGACCACUCCAAAAGAACUGGACCAUUUACGGUAGGCCUCUAUUACAGAUUGAAGAGUUGUAUUUUUACCUGUAAUAAGGUACAAUUUAAAUUUUUUAUUGUUUCUUGAAUUAGGAACAAAACCAAAUCUUAAAAUGAAAAUUAAGGGGCUGUUUCACCCUUUUUCCUUAAUUUUUAAAAAUUUGUAUGAUAGUGAUGGCCCAAUUGAGACUUUGACAGAUGAAGGUAGACGGUUGCGAGUAUUCUUCAUUCAAUUAUCUUUGUGUAUAAAGUAGCCUAGCUAAAGAAUCCCACCAGUCUCCGUUUCUUUUAAUUUUUUUUGACUAUGUUUACUAGGAUCUUUGGACAAGAAACCUCAGAACUUAAGGUGACUUCCAAUUCUUAAGCAAAAGCAAAAAAUUAUUAGAGGGUUUAUAAUAUCAUUUCUUUUUUUCAUUUACCAUGUCUGUGACCACCACUGAAUCCCAUGAAUCUAAGAGCUGUCAUAUGGUGCCACAUCCAAUACUUAGCUCAAGGAACAUGGUAUCAUCUAUGUGGAUGGCAUGGCUCUAUUCAAAACGAAGCCAUGAUCGUGUUUGGCUUUAAAUUGGCUCCAUGAAGGUUUUUUUUCUUCGGAUAUCAACGUAAUUCUUGACAAUUAUCGCCUUCUACUGUUUGAACUAUCCCUCUUAUAGUGAUCGGCCAAUCUUUUGCUUUUUGAGCUUUUUGCAUGGUCCAAUCACACGUGAUAAUUAGGAAAAGUAUUUUUUGGUCCUCUUCAAUAUUCCUUUCUUCGUUCCUCAAAUGUGCCUGAUAUUUUUUUCAUAUACUUUAGGUGAGUGCAUGCUGCGAUAGAAGUAUACGUAACAUCUAUAUAACUUAAAGAGGUUGAAAAGAGGACACCUAGGACUUAGUAAAUGAUUACAGUACAGCUCCCAUGAGUAAUUCCAACGCCCUCGUUUCGAGUUGAUCACAGACAUGAAAAUUAUCAUUACGUUAGAGCUGAAAUAUCAUGAAUAAGUUAUUUCUUUCGUUUUGACUCUGUCUUUUAAGGUUACUUCCCACUUUUGCAGGUGUCCUUCGGGAAAAAUUCGUACGUGCGCUAGUUUCACUAAAAUCCUGGCAAACUAUACAUCAGAACCAAGCGUAGACCAAGCGUAAACCAACAGUUUACGAUAAAAAUGUAAUUUAAGCGACUUUUCUUUAAAGGAAGUGUCAGGAGCCUGUAAGGCGUGAAACGACGGAAGGUUCUGCGGUUGAAUUUAUCGGGUAUCGGAUGCUGCAACACGAGCUAAUUUGCUUCACAGUCUUUCUUACAAAGCAUCAAUCAACAAAAGUGUGCUAGGCUUUUUCGAUAUUCUGAUUGGUUGUCUAGAUAUCGGCAGCUAAAGUUAGAGUAGCUAAAAAUAUUCGAGGCGUGUUGCGUUAAUGGACGCCACGGGACAGAUAUCAAAAUUUCCCAACACACUCUCGUUUGUCAUUAUUCCUGGAAUGUUUUGGCGAAAUUUGACAAAAAUCGGUCAAAUCUAUAUACCCUAUAAAUUCGUUCUAAGUGGUUGUAUUUUCCCCCCCCAAAAUCAAAUACGAGAUUUUAACUCAUAGAAGUUUGCAAACAACUCGCGCCACUCAAGGAGAUUAUUACGACUCCUGAAACCGCAAACCAAUGGGACAACGGGACCUCCUCGCGUCAAUGACGAUGGAUCAAGAUUUCUCUCGAAAAGUAACCCUUUUCAGAUAAGUUUUUUUCUAUCUCGAUCGCUCAUUGGAGCGUUGAGGAGGACGAUACGAUAAUGAGAAAAGUUGCCCGCGGCAAAAAUGAAAAACCAGAAAAUGUGCUGAGAAGCAAGACAACGAAUCGACAAUGUUUUUGUAUCAAGGCUGGUACUUGCAUUAAGAAAAGGAAACGUCUUUUUUAACAUUAUGUAUGGCAAACUUUGGAAUGGCGGCGACCUCUUUGGUCGAAAUCUGGAUGCCAACGUGGAGCUCCACCAGCACCAGUCACAAAGUUUUUUCUUUUCUCGAAAGAAUGGUACUCUCUCUUUCUUCUUCGGGCCUGUUUUUUUUGCUUUUUUGUUUUUUUUUACCCAGGAUUUUCUUCCUCUUUUGAUUUUUCCUCGAGCAAAGAUUUUUCCAGAAGGAGAGCUUCCACGUGUGAAUUUUGUUAAGUGCGCAAUGUAAACGAAAUAUGGAAAUGACAUGAAAAAGGAGCCCCGAGAUGAGCGGUUGCCGCGAAAAUGACUCUAGGGAAUUCUCCCCUUUCCGUUAUUAUGGCACCUUCCGGACUUAUUAACUUUUUUUUAUAAAAAUACGUUUCUCUAAAUAACUUAGGUGCUUUUUAAUAUUUCAGAAAAAUUAUUUUAUGGAAACGCAUCGAGGAUAGAUGCUCCUCACAUAUAUCUGCAACAGAACACCUAACCACAUUCGACGACAUCCUUCGCCUUAAUGGUUAUCCAGAGAACAGUAUAGAGCAAACAAAACGCCCACAAAACCCCCAACAAAACCCUCAACCUACCAACACAGGUCAUACUUUAAGAUCUCGUUCAUUUCUGAACGCCUCAAUCACAAGAUCACUAACAUUUUUAGAAAAGAAAACAUCCCGGUACGCAUUGCCCACAAAUCCUACAAGCUCAGACAAGCCCUAUCCCACACCCAAGGAGCGCAAAUGCACUAGAGACAAAUGCCCUAUCUCUAACACCGGAUUGUGUUCACGACGUUAUGCAGUAUACCAGCUUACGUGCAACAGUUGCGAUCGAUAAUACAUUGUUAGCACGGCACGCUUCAUCCACAACCGCGUAAAAGAACAUCUCAAUAAUGAAAACUCGUCUAUGAAAAAACAUAUUUAUUCCUGCUAGAACAAAGACUGUAAAGGUAUUGAUGUCAAGAUUAGUACGAGCGAAAACGACCUAGCUAAUCUACGCCUUUAUGAAACAUUUUACAUUAGAAAGUGCAAGCCCACACUCAAUUCCCGGGAAGAAUGUAGUGAAUUCGUAGAGCUUCUAUUUUAGUAUUUUAUUUAUAGACCAUUCUUUAGCGCUUUUAGAGGUCAUUUGUCUAGAGACAGUCCAUCAUUAGAGCCUUAUGUUCCAUUCACAGUUUAUUUCUAUACUUUUCAUACGUAAGUCACAUAUUUUACACAUUUCACCUACACUUUCUUUGCAUAUAUAUAGCGCGCCCGGAAUAUUUUCUCAUCCCUGAUGAUCCCGUUGAUCGGCCAAAGCUUGGAUUUUAGAUUUUACUUUUUAACAGCAGUUUUAAGCCUCAUUAGAACAGUUUUAUAUUUUGAUUAUGCUGCUGAAGGGCAACAUGAACAGAUUGAGUUAGGCUGAAUGUUUGAAUUCAGUUUAGUCGAAUAAAAGAAAAAUCGAUUUUUUCGGCCACUGAAGGUGGGAAGUAACCUUAACUUGCUGACAAAGGUUGGACAACUCAGUAUGUGAUUUGGAGACUGUGUUUUUAAUAAACAAUGCAGGAUUCUUAGAGAUGCACGGAGUUCCUUAAAUACAUGUGAUAAGUGCCGAUAACUGAAAAGAAAACAGGAAAGGGAGGGAUGUUACAUCAACAUCCCUGUAUUUUUAUUUAUUUUCACCCAAAUGACUUACUUGUUGUUAUUUCAUGUACUGACAACCGACUUCACCACCCUUAGAGUUUUGGUUUUGGGUUAGUCUAAUUCAGAAGUCAUUGAAAAAUGCAAACAAGAAUUUUUUGGAAUGGCUUCAAUUCACUUGACAACAUUUGACACUCUUUAGGGAAUUGAAGGAAUUCUUGCGUGCAAAUUUUGUAAACAUUUGGUUGACAGCCAGGGAUAAAGUCAGAUGGUAGUUUUAUAUGCUAUUGAAUUGCUAUUUAGCUUUUUGAUUUUUUUUCUUUUAAAACGUUAUUGAAAUUAGCUGUAUAUAUAUGUAUUAUAUUCAUCCUUCAGGAAUCUUUAUUGCUUGGAUAUGGAGCAUACUAGAAGGUAAUUGGUACUUGAAAAGUAAUAGUAGGUGGUGUGGGGGUAUAACCAUACAAACCAACCAAUAAACAGUAACAGUCAUUUAAGGUUCGUAAAUACCACCUACAAUCAUGUCGAAAUUCUUAGUUGUGUGAACACAGAUGUAGCUCUGGUCCCUUGAAAUUUAGUUCUCGAAAUUGCACCAAAUACAAUGGGAUUAACGAGCCUCGCCAAGAAUGCAAAAUUUAAAACCUAUUUUGCUAUUUACUUGAACUGGCAUUUUUCAGUAUACCUGAAUGCGGUCAGGCCAUCAAUACCCUCUCUGUACUGUAUCACAGUUCAACCCAUACUGUGAUAAGUUGGGCUUGUAAAAUGUAAUUCGAAUCUUGCCAUCUCCCUUUUCCUUUGCCCCGCACAUGGAUGGGAGACUACGUAAGUUAUCUCAUUCACCCAAGAAUUACCCCUAAUAUUAUAAUAAUGAUAUUUCAUGGUCGUUAGCUUCGGAAGUAGAUGUCUCCAAAUUGGCGACCUGUGUGCGGCAGUGAUUUAGCCAGCGGUAACAUUUUCAUUACUUUGUGUUGAUGGUUCAAAGUCAAAGCGAGAUAAAAAUUUGCAUAGAGGAGCUACUGGAAAAUUUGCCCCGCUCCAUUUUUGUUCCCACUAAAUGUUGUUCGGUUGGUUAUAUGGUGAUGGCUGAGGUAGUUUUUCUUUUAGCUAUCAGGUUGGUUCUGUGGAUGGGAUGCAGACUUUACCGGCAGAAGAAGUUCUUGACCUACCAACAGCUAAAGGGCUUCAGCAAGGAAUUCACAAGGUACAUUUAUACUUCCUGUAUACAUAAACGGCGACAGCUUCAUCAGUCACUUUUCAUUAAUAUUAACAAUUCUACAUCCUGGAGGGCACCACUAGGGGAUAUUAUGGAGUAGGCUGGCUCAUGAUACACUUUAAAAAGAAGGCUGUCAAGACUGCAUAUGGCAACUGAGAUAACACAAUUUUAAUAGCACUGAAAAGAACCAGAGUUUGUAUGAUAAUGCUAUAAGGUAGCUUUGCAGAAGAUUUGUCUCGCAUGCAAAACAGAAAACCUGCUGUAUCCCACAUAUUUAUGAGAGCCCUGUUCCACAAGAGAAAGGUGAUUCAAGAAUAUAGUGAAUAAUUGACGCCCAACCACUAAUUAAAUGUUAACAAAUAAUCAUACUAAUAAUAACAACAAUAAUGAUGACGAUGAUAACAAAAUUAAUAGUAAUGACAACUUUUAGGAGCUAGCUCAAGAACCUCACUGUUCCUCUGUCGGUCUAUCCUUAGGCUCCAAUAAUGAUUAAACUAGCCUUCUUUUAAUUUUUAUUUCCCUAAUAAAUCAUCGUAUAAUUUCAUUGCAAUUCUAUUUUUGUGAGACUUUUGUUUCGUACAAAAAGGCAUUCCUCGUUGUGAAUAUUCCGCCGAAUGGCGUCACCCUGUUGAACUCAACGUAUCGUAUUUCGGACCUUGCUCGCUUCGCAAAUUUAGCAGCUUUUUGAGCAUUUGUCGCUGAUUGAAAUGGUAAAAUGAUCUCUUUUCGAAUGAAUAAAAUUUUCCUUCAAAGUUUCCACGAUGUGCAGAUCAAACCUAUUCAGAUAUUUUUGCAAGGAAAAAGUUUUUUUUUUUUCAAUUACGUGCAGGAGACACCACUGUGAAAUUAUUUAGGGAUGUUCAUUGUGGUCACCGUUAGAACUGAAAAAAUUAUAUCUUCGGAUCUAUUGGGAAUAAUUCGCUGAUUGAAACGGUAAAAGGCUCUGUCUUAAAAGAGAAAAUUUCUCCUCUAAAUUUUCAUGAUGCGCCGAUCACUCCUUUUAUGACAUCUGCAAUAUAAAGCUUUCUUUUUUUCACGCGCCAUUCUGAAAUGAUUGUGAGAUGUUUAUCGCCUUCUGUAGUACACUACGAGACAAACAAUAAGUAGCACCGAAAAACAGUGUAACAUUCUGUAACAAUCGAAGCAAUUCGUAGAAAUCUUCACUAGGCGUUGAACGACCAAAGAUAUUCCGAAACAAACAAAAGCCAAGGGCGUGGAAUAUCUGGUAAAACUCGGCCGACUUCGUUGUUAGACGAAGAGGUCGUUCGUAUUCUAUUGUUACCCUCACUCACUGAACAGGACAACAUUAAGGCUUCACCUCCAUAGGAGGCAGAAGCCAUAAAAACUGGUGAGUUGUCACUCGAGUUUAACGGACUCUUGGUUUAGUUACAGUUCUGUCUAUAGAGUGAAUUCGUAUAACUGGUUGGUUAUAUGCUGACGAGUUUUUUUACUAAAUUAUAGCGAGAAAACAAUUAGGAACAGUUGUGAACACUUGAAUAACUUAUGGAUGCCCAAACAGGUCACAACUCACAAGAGUAUUAGACGCAAACUCAUUCAGGUUAUAUGAAUUCACUCUUUUGAUUUGUUCUUUAUAGAGCGAACCGUUAUGUUUUCCAAGAGAUAAGAAUCUCCGUGGUGCUUUUAUCAAAGAAACAACAAGCUUUGUACUCAAAUAGAUCAAUCAUUCUAUUUUAGCAACAUUUGUCGGGUUGAACACAUGCAUAUGUUUAUCCACCAGAUCGAAAGUGUCCUGCUCAUGUUGGAAGAGAGGUUGACAUUACUGGAAAAUGAAGUUCGUAGCAACAAGGUAAAUAUGGAGGAUAACGAGACAAAUUUCACCACGAAAGGUUACAACGGUGUAAGUGAAACACAUAAGGAGAACCAGACUAAGAAAGCGAACAGAAAGAGAAGAAAGUAAACUGCAUACAAUCUAUAGCUGGCUCGAGUAUGUGUGAUUACCUUAGUUAGGUUAGGUUUUAACAAAAUUCAUAUACAGCUAUUUCAAUUUACAUUGUCGGAUCAAAGCUUCAAGGGUACGGGACAAGACCGAAAGGCGGUAUGUGUAGAUUAGAAUUAAUUUUAGGCUUUCGGG